Messenger RNA from Pneumocystis jirovecii RU7, 1956 nucleotides. RefSeq lists its product as uncharacterized. Gene Ontology annotation, molecular function: RNA binding. The transcript is spliced from 5 exons. Bases 1 to 1956 code for a protein of 651 amino acids. The record is from RefSeq and is a predicted model, not a curated record. Lineage: Eukaryota; Fungi; Ascomycota; Pneumocystomycetes; Pneumocystales; Pneumocystaceae.
AUGCCUCUUCCAGAGUCAUUAGAUGCUAUUCUAAUUGUUCAUGGAUUAACAUGUCAUGAAUAUGGAAUUGGCGGGUCAAAAGAAACUUCUGAAUUAAUUGAAUUAUCAUGGAUUUUAGUAGAUUUAAGAACUCUUGAAGAACAAUAUAAAGAAGAUCUUUUAGUAAGGCCUAUUAAUACACCACUGACGAAUUUUUCUGGUUUUGUUACUUUGAGUUGGGAACAUAUUCAAUCAGCUGGAACUUUUCAUGAUGCUAUUCAUCAAUUUGUUACAUUUAUUCAGGAAAAGCUUAUUUUUAACAACAAGGAUUUUGUGUUUGCAGCAUUUGAUGCUAAAAAGUUGACUGUUCAGUUUCCAAGAGAAGCUAGGGAUAAAUCAAUCGUUCUUCCAUCAUAUUUGCUACAUCCUAGAGUAUAUGAUUUGUAUUCAGAAUACCGUCGCUGGCAAUCGUAUCAUCCUGAGGUUCCGUUGUAUAGUUCAUCAAGUAUUGUGAAUAUUCGAAAAAUCCUAGAAACAGAUAUAAAUGGACCGUCUCAGCCUCUUCAACAAACGUUUCAUGCUCCUCAUGAAAAUCCAUCUAGACGUGCAAAAGACGAAUGCUUAGAUUUAUUAUAUAUAUUGAAAAGUCUUGUCAAGAAAUCAAAAAUUAUAGAUAAAUAUCCGAAUAUUUUUUCUCGUUUAUUAGAUGUUAGAUCUAACAUUAAAGCAUUUCUUGCUGAAAGGUCAUGUAUUCUUUAUAUGAUUGGAUUACCUCAUGAUACUACUCAGUCUGAAUUAGAAAGUUGGUUUACACAACAUGGAGGUCAUCCUAUAGCAUUUUGGACUUUGAGAACACCUGAUUAUUAUAAGCCAACCGGUACUGGAUUUGUGGUUUUUUCUUCACAUGAAGAAGCUAUAAAAAAUCUUAUGAUGAAUGGAAAAACUUUAAAUGAUAAAGUUAUUGAAAUUUCACCUAGCAGCAGUCGUGUAUUAGAGCGUGCUGCAGAAAUACUUAUACCUUUCCCGUCUAGUAAAAAUAAACCAAGACCAGGUGAUUGGAACUGUCCUUUUUGUGGGUUCAGUAAUUUUCAAAGAAGAACUGCAUGUUUUCGUUGCUCUUUUUCUACUUAUUCAGUAAAUAUGAAUAAUGAUCCUAUGAUAACAUAUUCAUAUCCCUCAUAUGGGGGAAAUAUGUCUUUAACAUCGUCAGUUUCGAAUCCAGAUACGUUACUUCACUCAUAUCCUUUGACUCUUAGAACUUCUACACAAGGAGGAAAUGUUCCCUUUCGUGCAGGUGAUUGGAAAUGUAGAACAGAAGGAUGUGGAUAUCAUAAUUUUGCAAAAAAUACAAUUUGUUUGAAAUGUGGUGCAAAUAAAAAUAUUUCUGUUGCUACUACGGAUCAUAAUAAUUCAUUACCUACUGUUACAUCACAAGCAUCACAACAACCUAUUACAAAUCCAUUAAAUUUUCACUUUCCAAAUCCUAAGCAUUUUACACAUUUGCCUCCUAUACAAAAAAUUCCAUUGAACACGAUACAUGGGAACUUUAACGGACCGUCUAUUCCAACAUCCUUUUCCUUAAAACAGCCACAGGUUUCUACAAAUAAUGAAACCGUUAUUCAAAAUAAUGAAAAUAUUAUAAAUAAAGAAAAAAUAAUUGCUAAUACGAAUAAUGAGAAACAGACGAAUGAUUGGCAUUGUACAUCUUGUUUUUUUGUUAAUUUUAAACAUCGUAGUACUUGUUUAUUAUGUGGCUCUGCUGUUUUAAAUCUUUCUACUCCAGUGUCCAAUAUAAAUAGUACAGCAAGUAAUAUUCAAGAACGGAAUCAAAAUACACUUGAAUGUUUUAAUGAAAAUAUGGCAUCUGGGUUACUUCACGAAGAUCUUAAGGCAUUAAUAAUAGAUGAUGAUAAAAGCGUAAUGGAAAUAAAAAAAGAUGCGCCUUCUAAAUUAGCUUUGUUGUCUUUAGAUUCUUAA